Messenger RNA from Symsagittifera roscoffensis, 3271 nucleotides. RefSeq names its product alsin-like. Gene Ontology annotation, biological process: endosomal transport; regulation of GTPase activity. Gene Ontology annotation, molecular function: small GTPase binding; guanyl-nucleotide exchange factor activity. Bases 274 to 2898 code for a protein of 874 amino acids. The record is from RefSeq and is a predicted model, not a curated record. Gene Ontology annotation, cellular component: intracellular membrane-bounded organelle; cytoplasm. The transcript has 17 exons. NCBI's taxonomy places the organism in Eukaryota, Metazoa, Xenacoelomorpha, Acoela, Convolutidae.
UGAACUAAAGCGCAAAGAUCGCUGACAUUGUAGCAAUUUAUUUUAAUGGUAUCACGAACGAAUGGACAUAUGGACUUAAAGACAUAAUGCGCUCGCUUGCUUUCUAUUACUUUUUAUGAUUUAUUGAAUUAUGUACUCAGUUUCCUAUUAACAUUUAUCUAUGCGCAACUGCUCAGCAAACAGCUUAAGUGCCAGGUGUUCUGGCUGCAGACUAUCUGGCUGGAGUCCCUGAAGGACGGGCAGGCGGCCAAGCAGAACUGCAUCAAAUUGAGCAUGCCAGAGGACAAACAGUUUAUCCUAGUUGCAUCCUCCGCAUCAGACAAAGCAGACUGGUGUCUGGACUUGACGAAGGCCAUAGAGCGGGCACUUCACCCUGGAUCGGUGCCGAAUAUCGCCUGUGAGGCACAACUGAACGAGACAGUGUCCAUGUGCAUGCCAUCACGCGAGAGAGAGGCUGUUCACACUUUCUCUGCCGCACAUGCCAAGUUCAAAGGCGCAACCUAUAAGGGCACUUGGCUCAACGCUAAACCACAUGACAAAGGCAUGUUGGUGUGGCCGGACGGAAAAACAUACAUUGGGGACUUCCACGAAGGUUUGCAACAUGGUCAAGGACGACUCAUAGUCCACUCCCCUCCUCAGGGCAGUGAGGCCAAUGCGUCCUCUUCUUCCUCUUCGGCACCACUGUUCGAACAGAGCUACGUGGGACAGUGGGCCAAUGGAUUCAUGCACGGGUUCGGAGUGCUCAAUUACCAUAAUGGAGACCAAUACGUGGGUGAGUUUGAGAAAAGCAUGCGCUGUGGCUUCGGGCUGCUUCGCAUCGCCUCACCGACCGACGGCACCCACCACGGUUUUAGAAAGCGUAGCAAUGCAAUGCGGCUUAAUGCACUGAAUGUCUCCUCCUCUUCCCAGCGCCAAUCAUACCACAGCUCGACCAAAUCCUCGCCAAUGACUGAAAUGAUUCCCCCCAAUGUGUUCCCCCCAUCACACUCCCAACGCCCUCUGUCAACGAACAACCUAAACAAAACAACUUCCACGAAAGACACCACUUCAAUAAACGACACCGCUUCAAUAAACGAAAGCAUAUUCUACGUUCGCUCUCAAUACUCGUCGACUUUUUCGUUGUUGGACCAUCAGAAUGAAUCGGUUUCAUACGACAGACAGAAUUCGAUUUUCUCCCAACAGUCGUUAUACCCGGAAGAGUGCUCCUUAACACAAUCCGAUGUAUUUGAAAACAGGAGGUUGUCGACGCUCACGGAGCCUAAUGGGUCAACUAGCACCUCGGCGGUAGAAGCGACCGGACAUGGGAGGAUUACUUCGGUGGCUGACGUCCAGUUAGAAGAAUCCUUUAAGCUCUCGCUCCUUUCGGAAUCCAUGGAAAAAUCGGAGCAGUUGCAGAAUUUCAUGCCCAAAAAAAGAGAGUUUCCACGUCUGUUCUAUGGGGAGUGGAUAGAUGACAAGAGACAUGGGUAUGGAGUGUUGGAGGACGACAGUGCGCAGGAGAGGCACGUGGGACUGUGGCUGAAUGACCUCAGACAUGGAAACGGACUCACCGUCUGUGCCCAGAAGGGACUCUACUACGAAGGCACAUUCCAACACGGAAAAUUAACUGGAACUGGUCUCCUCUUGGCUGAUGACGACUCAAUGUACGAAGGGGAAUUGAAUGGAUACAAUCUCAGUGGAAAGGGCAUUUUGACAUUCCCCCAUGGAGAUUAUCUGGAGGGUUCGUUCGAUGGUUCCUGGAGUGGGUCAGAGCUGAAGAUAAAGGGAGUGCUCAAAAAGCUCGAAGCAGGCUUCGAGUCCAAGCCAUGUGGAAGCCUCUAUCGUAAGUUCGACGUGUCGCCCUCUCUCAAAUGGGAGUGUCUGUUCCGGAAGUGUAGGAGCAGGAUGGGAAUCUUGAGGAGCAUGCAAGAUACUGCAACACCCACACCCGCCCAUCGAGGAGCAGUUAGAUUGCCAUGUAGUGACGUGUGGAGCAGUGUUACUAAUUACAUGGAGAUUGACACCGAUAUCUUCAAGGACAUUGAGCACAUUGUGCCUCUUGCUCAGUCUAGUUGGUACUCACUCUCAGAUGAGGAAAAAUCACAAAUCAGGGACUUCCUAACCAGGAUAUGCGGCAACAAGAAACAUCCGAUUGGUCAGUUGAUGGACGAGUUAGAAGUCGUGUUCCGAGCGACUUACGAAGCCUCCUCGGCUGUCCACAGAAGGCUACUGCCGCACUCCAUCUCGGAACUGAAGAGCAUCACAACUAGACUCACAGAUACUAUUGGCUACCUGUUGCCAUGCAUUGAUCCUAAGUACUCCAAGCAGAACAGUCAGAUGAGUAGAAAUUCGGACGACUCUGACAAUCAAAGCGAGACGUUUGCUCUUGAACUUGUGCACCCUCUGGUCUUCGGCCGAGUGUACAGUGUGGUAAUAUCACUGUACGUUCUCUCCAAUGCCGACCAAGAUGCAAACUACAGAAACAAGUUGGAGAUCCUCAACAAGAAAUCAGACAAAGCACUCAUGAGCUUCUACGAAGUGGAGCCUAAAUUUCAGCCUUCUUUUGAUGCCAAUAAAAACUCAGGCGUGGACUAUAGUGGUGCUAUAGAAGCAUUGAAGAAAAUAAGUGAUGCGGUGGUGCCGAGUAGGAAGCUGGAGUGUGUGAGUGAUGCAUUUGAGCAGCUGGUGAAGAGUGCCAGUCAGUUGAGUGGGGAGGAGAGCACACGUCUCAUGAUGGACACUGUCCUGCCCAUAUUUCUAUUCGUCAUUGUCAGAGCCAAGGUUCGCUACUUGAGUUCAGAAAUUCAGUUCGUGGAAGACUUUGCCAACUUCUCCGACACACCCGAGGCAGAAUUUAUUCUGCAGACUGUGAAGGUCGCGUAUGUUCAUCUAACCACGGAAAAAAUAUGGGAUAGCUGAUAACGAUCAAGUUGGAAGAUAGUAAAAAAUGAAGAAGCGUCGCCGAUCGAAUAGAAGUUGAUCAAGUGACGAAGAUUGAAUAGAAACAGUCCGGCAUUAUUUGAAAUUUUCGAUAAACUGUAUAUCUUGCCUGCCAACCAAAACACCGGUGUAUUUUAAAACUCGUAGACUUGUUAGAGCCAUUCAAACUAGCCAAAUUUUUUGCUUUAGAGGAAUAUAAUAUAAUACUUUUUUAUCUAUAAAUUUCUAUCGGUAAAUUACGCAAUUAUAAUGCUGCAAUAUUCUAUCCCAUUACUGUUAUUGCGCGACUCGUGUUCUAUUUCACUCCAAUGUAUAUUUCGAAUUGUAUUUAAUUAUCAGAUUGCAUCAAAUU